Molecule: messenger RNA, 345 nt
Organism: Solanum tuberosum (potato)
Lineage: Eukaryota; Viridiplantae; Streptophyta; Magnoliopsida; Solanales; Solanaceae
Exons: 2
Coding region: 1-345 (114 amino acids)
Source: RefSeq, a predicted model, not a curated record
AUGGUAGAUCCUCAAAAGAUCGAAGCAAUCAAGAACUAUGUCCGGCCUAGCUUUAUGACGGAAGUUAGGAGUUUCAUGGGGCUCGACAGCAACUACCGGUGGUUUGUUAAAAACAUUGCUUCUAUCGCCAUGCAUUUCACAAGUGUGACAAAAAAGGAGGUGCCUUUCGAGUGGGCCAACAAGUGUGAGGAGAGCUUCCAAAAGCUUAAGACCGUUCUGACCACAACACCUAUUCUGGCACUGCCGGUGGAAGAUCUUGUCAGAAUCCCAUGGUUCGCGGUAUUCCGUUCAUCUCGGAGUGAACAAAAUGUACUGAGACUUGAAAUGACUUUAUUGGUGGCCUAG